CAAUAGCAUAGUGCAUUAAGCAUACGCCGCGUGUGCGACAAAGAAAAUAAACUUUUAACAUUAAUUGCAGGUAAACACGACAAAAAUUAGCAGCUGAACGACCCUGAACUUUGAACUGACAGUGAACUUAGGCACGAAAGUCAACAAGGACAACAGCAACAACAAUAUGGCCAGCAUGGGCCGCUUUGGCAAGCUGAGCCAGCGCAGUGCGGAACUCGAGGCGGAGGCGAGUGCAGCGCUAUUGAAGUCAUCACCCAACAUAUUAGAGAACUUUGCCUACGACGAGUAUCAGGCAUUGGCACACGCCCAGCUCAAGCGCAUGGCCACUGCACCACCACCAGAGCCGCCCAAGCGGUCGACCUCGCCACGUUUCUGCGAAACGCUGGAGCGUCAUGCAUUCAUGCGAAAUGUCAUCAACACACAGCCGGAGCCGCAGCGACGCUACUCGACGCCUGGCGAGAAGGAGGCGCACGUGCGCCGCAGCUUGGAGGAAAUCAGCAAGGACAUCAAAGAGAUUGAGCAGUUCGUUAGCGCCACAGAGCAGCUGCUGCAGCAGGAGCGCGAGCAGGAGCGUCUGCAGCUGGAGCAACGCAAGCGCGACAAGGAAAACAAGACGCCCAGUCCGCCCAAGCGCAUUAGCUACAAGAUCAAUGCCUACAAGGCGCCGCAGCGCCGUCAGCGUCCAAACAGUCCACGCUUCUAUCACUCGCGUCUCUACUUUCGCAACGGACGCAUUGGCUGCGUCGAUGCCGAGCGCAAUGGCCAGGCGAGCAAUAUCGAAAGCACACACGCUCUGGUUAAGCAUAUACUGCAGCAUGAGAAGCCGCUGGUGAGUCCGGACAGCGUGCGGCGCGUGCUGCAGCCGCAGUAUAUGGAGCUGACGCCGCUGCCUGGUGCCAUUGAAGAGCCGCCGCAAACUGUGCCUGAUCCCAUUGCAGCUCUGCGUGCGGCAGAGCUAGUGGCGGCCACAGGACGCGUGCUCAUAGAGCCCACGACGACAGCAGCACUGGAUGAGGGUGAUGCUAGCUCGCAGCCGCUGGAGGAUGAGGAUGAACAGGAUGUGCAGAUUUGCUACAACGAAUCGCCAGAGCUGCAGAAUGAGGAUCACAAUGUGCGCACCACGCGCAGCUCUUCGCUGAAUGAAAGCGAAAUUGUCGCCGUUGUCGAGGCUGAGCCAUGUCAUCGUCCCAGCAGCGCUGGCAGCCUGGACUCGCAGGGUCAGCAGUUUCUGCGUGAUCAGGUGCGUCAUUUGGUGCGUCGCUUCACCGCACGCGCCAACAAAGUCAAGUCACGCAUUGAGCUGCCGCCCACACCCUCGUCCAGUAAUGCAAGCUCACCCACACCGCCGGGCAGCGCAGCCCAGCCGGGUCUGCAUGCCAGCACUAAGAGUUUGCAUCCCUCGCCGGAGCACAAGGUGCGUCUGGUGCCUGCUGGGCAGUCACCGCAUCGUGGUCGUCUCUUUGAGGCCGACACGCCACGCUCAAAUGUCUGGCUCUGCUCGAGUCUGUGUGGUGCCAACAACGAUGAGCGCACGCUGGAUCCGCAGGGCAAGAUCUAUAUAUCCUGGCUUUGCGUUGUGUCCUUGUCGUUUCUCUACAAUGCGUGGGUCAUACCCUUGCGUGCUUCGUUUCCGUUUCAGACCAAGGAGAAUACAAACAUUUGGCUCGCCUGCGACUUCUGUGCGGACAUCAUUUAUCUGCUGGAUGUGGUUUUCUUCAAGCAUCGGGUCAUGUAUCUCUUUGAGGGCUUUUGGGUGAAGAAUAAAAACCUAACGAGAAAAAAUUAUAUGCGCAAAUUGCAGUUCAGGCUGGACCUCUUGGCUUUGCUACCCUUGGAGCUAUUCUAUCUUAAAUAUGGCACUGGCGCUGUUUGGUUGCGUUUCCCACGUUUCUUUAAGAUACAAAGCUUCUGGGAAGUGUUUCGUCUGCUAGAUCGCGUCAUCUCCUCGCCACACUUUGUACGUGUGGCUAAGACUCUAACCUAUAUGCUGUAUAUGAUUCACAUUACCGCCGCCUUGUAUUAUGCCUAUAGCGAUUAUCAGGGCUUGGGCAAGAACCGUUGGGUAUUCAGUGGCAAGGGACAUCCGUAUGUGAGAUGCUUUGCCUUUGCCACCAAGACAGCGACAUCUAUUGGCAAAAAUCCCAAGCCGGAGCGACAGGGCGAAUAUGUUUUCAUGACUGUAGCUUGGCUCAUGGGCGUAUUUGUGUUUGCUCUGCUAAUUGGUCAGAUACGCGACAUUAUCUCAACGGCUACGCGCAAUAGGCACGAGUAUAGACAGCUGGAGGAUGAAACCUUGGAGUAUAUGCGACGUUUGAAUCUAUCGCAGGAGGUGCAGUCGCGUGUCAAGAUGUGGUUUCAGUUCACCUGGGAGCAACAACGCACUUUGGAUGAGUCCAAUAUUUUGGAUGCGCUGCCCAUCAAUCUAAAGACAGACAUUGCCAUAUCGGUGCACAUACAAACCUUGUCCAAGGUGCAACUUUUUGCGGAUUGCGAGGAAGCGCUGCUGCGUGAUUUGGUGCUGAAGCUACGCGCAGUUACUUUUCUGCCUGGAGACUUUGUCUGCCGCAAGGGUGAAGUGGGACGUGAAAUGUAUAUUGUAAAGCUUGGACAGGUGCAGGUCAUGGGCGCUAGCGAUGUGGUGCUGGCCACACUUACCGAGGGCUCUGUCUUUGGUGAAAUCAGUCUGCUGGGCAUUAAUGGCGCCGAUCGUCGCACGGCUGAUGUGCGCUCCAGAGGUUAUUCGAAUUUGUUUGUGCUGUCCAAGUCGGAUCUGAAUGAGGUUAUUGCCUACUAUCCCAAUGCACAGGCCAUACUUAAGAAGCGUGCACGCCAACUUAUGCGCAAGAAUGCAGCGCGUGAGCGCGAGGAGGAGGAACGUGAGCGCGCACGCAGCGCUUUGCAGGCAGAUGUGGUCAUUGGUAAUCCCAAGACACCAGAGACGCCACCAAAGCUGCUGCAGACCGUUAUACAAGCGCUGCCGUUUGAAUCGCCCGCCGUUGUGCUUAUUACGCGCGGCUCGAAGCGCGUGCGGCGCAAGCGUCACUCGCUGCAAAUGGAGACAAUUGUGGAGCCCAAGCUGGAUGUGGCUGGCGAGGCAGAGGGCAAACAGUUGGGCGGCAAUAGAGAUCGGGAUAGCUUCAUUAUGAAGCCAGGACGCGGCUCGCCUGACCUGCUGUCCUCGAUUCAACAGGAGCUCAAAACAAAGCACAAGUUUAUAAAUCUGACUGAUUCGGAGAAGGCAUUGAUCAUCACACAGUCGGCCAACAAUUCCAUGGAAUGCGUGCAGGAAGAUUUAUAAGGCACUUACUUAUACUAUACUAUAAAUAUACGUGUUAAUAAUAGCUUUGUGCAAACCCAUUGUCUAACAAUAAACUAUAUGCAUAUGUAUUAAAUACUAGUUAAUAAAACAUUGCGUUAUGUAAUCGCUGCUU
Drosophila busckii is the source of this 3431-nucleotide messenger RNA. RefSeq names its product cyclic nucleotide-gated cation channel beta-3 (gene CngB). Lineage: Eukaryota; Metazoa; Arthropoda; Insecta; Diptera; Drosophilidae. Gene Ontology annotation, molecular function: protein-containing complex binding; intracellularly cGMP-activated cation channel activity; intracellularly cAMP-activated cation channel activity. The record is from RefSeq and is a predicted model, not a curated record. The coding region runs from base 167 to 3298 and encodes 1043 amino acids. Gene Ontology annotation, biological process: monoatomic cation transmembrane transport. Gene Ontology annotation, cellular component: plasma membrane; intracellular cyclic nucleotide activated cation channel complex. The transcript is spliced from 5 exons.